AUUCAUAGGCCCAAUUGACACGGAAAAAUCUUAGGCGGUAAAUUGUGACUGACAUAGGAAUGCACGUGAAAAAAAAUAAUUUAUAAAAGACAUUUAAAUCUCUUUUUUCGUAUCCGCGCGUAUCUCUCUCUAGGGUUUUAUCCCUUCUUUCAUUCUUCCUCGCCAAACUAGGUUCUUCCCUCCGAUUAGAUUCUUAGGCCUCUUUUCUACUUUACGUGGGGAUUUUCCACAUUCUUUUUUGUUCUUUCUGAUUUAUUCAUCAUCGAGGAGUGAAGUUACAAAUGGAGUUUGGAGGCGCAAGGAAAAGGGGUAUGCCAGCGGGAAGCCUCAAUGGGAAUGGUGGCUUCAAGAGAUCUAAGCAAGAAAUGGAGUACUUUACUUCUGGUAUAGGAAGCAAAUCGAAGCCAUGCACAAAGUUUUUCAGUCCUUCGGGGUGCCCUUUUGGAGAGGGAUGUCAUUUCUUGCAUUACAUACCCGGUGGCAUCAAGGCAGUCACUCAGAUUCUGGGCAACAACCCCGCCAUUCCAGCAAUCCCGAGAAACCCGGUAGUUCCACCCCCUUUUCCAGACGGCCCAGCCCCAGUUGUGAAAACCCGUUUAUGCAACAAGUAUAAAACUGCAGAAGGAUGCAAGUUUGGCGAGAAAUGUCAUUUCGCUCAUGGCGAGUGGGAGCUUGGCAAGCCAAUGGCCCCAUCACAUGAUGACCCCCGAGCAAUGGGACAAAUGGGCGGCAGAUUCACUGGCGGCCGUAUGGAUCCUACUCCAAACUUCGGUCCAGCAGCAACCUUUGGCGCUUCAGCCACUGCCAAGAUCAGCAUUGAUGCUUCAUUGGCCGGGGCCGUAAUUGGCAAGGGAGGGGUGAACUCGAAGCAAAUCUGCCGUGUAACAGGAGCUAGGCUUUCCAUAAGGGAUCAUGAGGUGGAUCCCAACUUAAGGAACAUCGAACUGGAGGGUACUUUCGACCAGAUAAAGCAGGCUAGCCAAAUGGUUCGGGAACUCAUCGUGAGUGUCAGUGCAGCUGCAGCCGCCUCGUCAAAACACUCUGGGAACCGCAACAGCAGCCAGCAGCACGAAUCGAGCGCGGCCAGCAACUAUAAAACGAAACUUUGUGACAACUUCAACAAAGGAGCUUGCACUUUUGGUGAGAGGUGUCACUUUGCACAUGGAGCAGAAGAACUCAGGAGGUCAGGGUUAUGAAGAGGUAGUAGCUCCUCAGGUAAUUAAUUAAGUGCAUGCGUUCUUAUAAAUGGAUAAAUACAUGUGACACUAAAAUACAAUCAUUGUGAUAUUGUAUGUCUCUCUACUUAUAAAUUUGCUUCUAAUUUUUGUUUGUAGAAA
This is a messenger RNA of Andrographis paniculata, 1337 nucleotides long. RefSeq names its product zinc finger CCCH domain-containing protein 44-like. Lineage: Eukaryota; Viridiplantae; Streptophyta; Magnoliopsida; Lamiales; Acanthaceae. The record is from RefSeq and is a predicted model, not a curated record. The transcript has 3 exons. Bases 282 to 1196 code for a protein of 304 amino acids. Gene Ontology annotation, molecular function: metal ion binding; mRNA binding.